Molecule: messenger RNA, 2366 nt
Organism: Odocoileus virginianus texanus
Lineage: Eukaryota; Metazoa; Chordata; Mammalia; Artiodactyla; Cervidae
Gene: GBA1
Product: glucosylceramidase beta 1
Biological process (GO): glucosylceramide catabolic process
Molecular function (GO): glucosylceramidase activity
Source: RefSeq, a predicted model, not a curated record
CCCUGCGCGCCUUGCGGCUGCGUGUGUGAGGUGCACCCCGUCUCCGCGGAGCCCAGUUCUCCAGCCCCGCCUACCAGCUUUACAGGCUGCUCUGGGAUUUCCUUUCGCCUCCGGUUGGGGCUGCUGUUUCGCUUCGCCGACGUUGAUCCUCUAUCCCUCCGAAGUUUGGGAACCCCAACGUCUUCUUGCCUGGUGAUGGAGCUUUCAAGUCCUUCCAGAGAGGAGUGUCCUAUGCCUCGGGGCAGAGCAGAAAUCAUGGCUGCCAGCCUCAUGGGAUUACUUCUGCUUCACACAGUGUCGUGCGUAUCAGGUGCCUGCCCCUGCAGCCCUAAAAGCUUUGGCUACAGCUCUGUGGUGUGUGUCUGCAAUGCUACAUACUGUGAUUCUCUUGACCCCUUGACCCUGCCUGACCCUGGCAACUUCAGCCGCUUUGAGAGCACACGCAGCGGGCGCCGAAUGGAGCUGAGUCUGGGGACCUUCCAGGCCAAUCGCACAGGCACAGGGUUGCUGUUGACCCUGCAGCCAGAUCAGAAGUUCCAGAAAGUGAAGGGAUUUGGAGGGGCCAUGACAGAUGCUGCUGCCCUCAACAUCCUUGCCCUGUCACCUGCUGCACGGAAUCUGCUACUCAAAUCGUACUUCUCUGAAGAAGGAAUUGAAUACAAUAUCAUCCGGGUCCCCAUGGCAAGCUGUGACUUCUCCAUCCGCACCUAUACCUAUGACGACAGCCCUGAUGACUUCCAGUUGCUCAACUUCAGCCUUCCAGAGGAAGAUGUCAAGCUCAAGAUACCACUGAUUCACCAAGCUCUGGAGUUGGCCAACCGCUCUGUCUCACUCUUUGCCAGUCCCUGGACAUCACCCACUUGGCUCAAGACCAAUGGGGCCGUGAAUGGGAAGGGGACACUCAAGGGCCAGCCAGGGAAUCUCUACCACAAGACCUGGGCCAGAUACUUUGUCAAGUUCCUGGAUGCCUACGCCGAGCACAAGUUACGGUUCUGGGCAGUGACAGCCGAGAACGAGCCUACUGCAGGGCUGCUUAGCGGGUACCCCUUCCAGUGCUUGGGUUUCACUCCUGAGCACCAGCGAGACUUCAUUGCCCGUGACCUGGGUCCCAUCCUCGCCAACAGCACACACCGCGACGUCCGACUGUUCAUGCUGGAUGACCAGCGCCUGCUGUUGCCUCGCUGGGCCCAGGUGGUGCUGGCAGACCCAGAAGCAGCUAAGUAUGUUCAUGGCAUCGCUGUGCAUUGGUACCUGGACUUCCUGGCUCCAGCAAAAGCCACCCUGGGGGAGACGCACCGCCUGUUCCCCAACACCAUGCUCUUUGCCUCAGAGGCCUGUGUGGGCUCCAAGUUCUGGGAGCAGAGCGUGCGGCUGGGCUCCUGGGAUCGAGGGAUGCAGUACAGUCACAGUAUCAUCACAAACCUGCUCUACCAUGUGGUCGGCUGGACUGACUGGAACCUCGCCCUAAAUCCUGAAGGGGGACCCAACUGGGUGCGCAACUUUGUUGAUAGCCCCAUCAUUGUGGAUAUCGCCAAGGACACAUUUUACAAACAGCCUAUGUUUUACCACCUUGGCCACUUCAGCAAGUUCAUCCCUGAGGGCUCGCAGAGAGUGGGGCUGGUUGCCAGUGAGAAGAGUGACUUGGACACGGUGGCACUGUUACGUCCUGACGGUGCUGCAGUUGUGGUCGUGCUGAACCGCUCCUCUAAGGAUGUGCCUCUCACCAUCAAGGAUCCCGCCGUGGGCUUCAUGGAAAUUGUCUCACCUGGCUACUCCAUUCACACCUACCUGUGGCGUCGCCAGUGAUGGAGCUGAUAGCCACGCUUGUGCCUGGGCUCAGCAUGGACAUUAAAGGGACACAGUCAGCCCACAUGCCGUCUGUGGCUACAGAGGGUACAGCAGGACCAGGGGGAGCUUAAGUGACGUAAGCCCAGAGGCAGUGGUUUGGGUGACUCAUUCUCCCCUCUAGUUGGUGCCAGGGGCUGGAGGCCCCUAGGGAAAGGAUCGGGAAGCCCCAGUGGUCCUCCACCCCCGUGCUUCUGUGAGCGUGUGCUAUGCACUGGUUGCCUGUGGAAACUGGGCCCGGGCCCAGGGUGAGCUCACUGUCUGUACAAACACAGGGGUGGGGGGUGGGGUGGAUGGAGAGAGAGGUUAAGGAAAGGAAGAGACGAGGAAAGCCGGACCCAAAAACUGGGAACUGUUUGUCUUUCUUGGAGAUGCAGAACCAGGCCUAUGCAGAUGUCAGCACCAAGGCACAGGCCGUGAAAGAAGCCAAGCACCAGAGGGUAGACUCAAGCACCAGAUGGCCCCCCUGGUACCAGCUAGGAAAAAUGGCAGCUUCUUAAAAGACAGAAUGUCUGAUCUCA